Messenger RNA from Thyridium curvatum, 960 nucleotides. RefSeq lists its product as uncharacterized. The record is from RefSeq and is a predicted model, not a curated record. Gene Ontology annotation, molecular function: DNA-binding transcription factor activity. NCBI's taxonomy places the organism in Eukaryota, Fungi, Ascomycota, Sordariomycetes, Thyridiales, Thyridiaceae. Gene Ontology annotation, biological process: negative regulation of DNA-templated transcription. Bases 1 to 960 code for a protein of 319 amino acids. The transcript is spliced from 3 exons.
AUGAGUACCGCCCAGCUGGAGGAGGAAAAGAGCCUGUUCCAGGAACAGCUCGACAUCGUCAUCUCCUCCCUCCGCGAUGACCCGGGAAACGCAGAGCUCGUCGCCCUCAAGGACGAGCUGGAGACGGGCAUCCAGAUGCUCGACGAGUCCAUCGCCGAGCUCCAGCCCAGGGCCGCCGCCCCGGCACCGCCGAGACAGGCCAGCCCGCCCCCGCCGCCCAAGGAGAAGUGGUCGCGCGAGAACCACCCGGCCUUCAGGAAAGACGCCCCCGCCUCUGCUUCAGAGGAGAAGGAGCAGGAGAGCGCCGCCGCGGCGGCGCCCGCGAGCUACCACGUCAACGACACCGUCCUGGCCAAGUGGCUCUCGGGCGACCGGGGCUUCUACCCGGCGCGCAUCACCUCCGUCACCGGCUCCUCCGCGGCGCCCAUGUACACCGUCAAGUUCAAGAGCUACGACACGGUCGAGACGCUGCGGGCCAGGGACAUCCGGCCCGUCGUGCAGAAGCGCAAGGCCGACGGCACGCCCGUCGGAGCCGGCUCCGGCUCCGCCAUCUCCUCGGCGCCCCAGAGCGGCACUGCCUCCCCCGCGCCCCUGGCACCCACCUCCGGCGACAGCGGCAGCGGCGGCGGCAGCACGAACAACGGCGUCGUCCUGUCGGCCGCCGCGAGCCUGUACCCGGAGGCCCAGCAGCAGCUGGCCGCCCAGCAGGCCGAGAAGGAGGCCCCGCCGCCCAAGAAGUUCAAGAAGAUCAAGGCCAACAAGGAGCUCGAGGCCGGCAAGAACAAGUGGCAGGACUUCAACAACAAGUCCAAGUUUGGCAAGGCGCACAAGAAGGACAGCAUGUUCCGUACGCCCGAGGGCGUUCGCGGUAGAGUUGGAUUCACCGGUUCGGGACAGGCUAUGCGCAAGGACCCCACGCGCAGCCGCCACAUCUACCAGACCAAUGAUGACCAGGACUGA